Molecule: messenger RNA, 261 nt
Organism: Paracoccidioides lutzii Pb01
Exons: 1
Coding region: 1-261 (86 amino acids)
Source: RefSeq, a predicted model, not a curated record
AUGCUUCUGCACACCGACAUUUUGCAUCUACCAGACUCGCAGCAGGAGAUAGAAGAAUCCAAAGACUCAAGAGUUGACCUCCUUCAUAUCAAUUCUCCUUCUAACAAAAUUGGUGCCAGACCUUUCCAGCAACAAGGUUCUAUUCUUACCAAUGAAACCCACCCCCCAUACAUUCCAAGAAACUUCCUUACUGCAUCAAAAGAUAAAACACCCUAUGUGAAUCGACCAGCUCUGAUGCCGGGACCUAGUGUGGCAGGUUAG